CCGAAAUAAAAACCCAAUCAGUGCAAGUAGAUUCAAUACGCUAUGUAGUAAAGAAAACACGACUUAAUACUGAGAUCUGGCUUAGUGCUCCAGCUACCACUACGGAAACUGAUAAGGGCAUUUAUGUGAGAAAACACGGUACAGAUGACCUUCCCACUUCAACUGACACCCGAAGAAUAGUAGAAGGAAAGUUUAAAAGCCCGUCUAACGCCGAUGUUCCAGAAAAAAUAUUACAAGAAUAUUUUAUCAACGAAUGCAACGCACUGCGAGCAUUAAACUUAUGUAGGACACGCGGUGUCAUUUGGCGAAAAGUACUUCAACUACAGCCUCGGAGAGCUUACGUGAUGUUGACAGAUUGCAGGGUUAUUUCUAUCUUUAAGGGAUUCCCCGCCAUUGGGUGGCGAUACCUAGUAACGAUUAUGGAAUGUUCUCCGGAUAAGCUUGGAUGGAUGGAGCCAUCGUUAAAUUUCGGUUUAGAUACUGUCACAUUGGUUCGACCCAUUAAUACAGGAAGGACUAGCGUUGUAUAUGAAGGAAAGCUUAAUGAUAAGAUGUUUGUGGGGGGAAAAAAUGUAUUGAAAGCUCUUUCGAGUUUGAAAUCACCUCAUCUUCAGACCCUCCUCCUGGACGGUGAGGGCAUCCUUGUUACAACUCCUCUUUGUACGAAAGUAAAUAAUCUCCGAAAAGAGGAUAUCGGAAACAUUAUUAACACCCUCAAGGUUGUCCAUUCAAAAUUCAAUCUUGUACACAUGGAUCUUCGGAAAUACAACUUUCUCCGUAAUGACAAAGGUGACAUCUUGAUUAUCGAUUGGGGAUAUAACGCAGUAAUAGGCGAAACUGUGAAUUUUGCGUGCGUACUUGAAUGCAUGCCCGACGAUAUCCUGGCAUCAUUGGCUAACGGGGGACGAACAACUUAUUCAGCGAAAAUUGACUUGAUAUGUUUGGCAAGGGCGUUCUACUUGAUGCUUCAUAAACCACCAAAUGCGGAGAGAAUUUCCUUUGGAGGGAAUCCUGACAUCAGCUCACGGGCGCAAAAUAUAUUGGCCUUUUGGGGGUCUAAUGCCAAAUCAGAAUUGUGGGAUAGAAUUUUUCAAGACGCAAAGGGCUUGAAGUACGAAGGCGUAAUUGAAGAACUUGAAAAGUUUUUUUAG
Messenger RNA from Ambispora gerdemannii, 1151 nucleotides. Lineage: Eukaryota; Fungi; Glomeromycota; Glomeromycetes; Archaeosporales; Ambisporaceae. The record is from the annotation of a GenBank genome assembly.